AUGGACUCGGAGAAACUUCGAAGCGAAGGAAAGAAGAUGCUGGACUUUGUGGCCGAUUACUGGGACGGCAUCCGCGAGAGGAAGCCGCUUCCGGAUGUGAAGCCAGGGUACAUCAAGGAUCUGGUAGGCACUUUUAUUGUUUCUUUUGUCGGUGACAGAAACUCUUGUAGGUCCCAGCAGUUGCUCCCACUCAACCUGAGGACUGGGCGAAGAUCUUCGACGACCUGGAGAACGUGGUCGUGAACGGAGCCACCCACUGGCACCAUCCCCACUUCUUCGCCUACUUUCCAACUGCUCUCAGCUAUCAGUCCAUCUUGGCUGACAUCCUUUCCGGCGGAAUCGCAGGCAUCGGAUUCACUUGGAAGUCAUGCCCGUCCAUGACCGAAUUGGAAAUGUCCUCCCUAGAUUGGGUGGUUGAUUUGAUGGGGCUCCCGGAGCAUUUUAAGAACUCGCACGACGGACCCGGGUGCGGAAUCAUCCAGAGCACCGCGUCGGACAGCACAAUGGUGGCGAUUAUGGCGGCGAGAGCUUCGCACGUGGAGAGAAUCAAAGCGGAGCCGACCUUCAUGAAGUGGGUGGCGGAGACUGGAGUCGGAAAGACUUUAAAGAACAUUCUGGACAGAGUCAAAGUGAACAAGGUGAGUGAAAAUGGUGAAUUGGAGAGAAAGAGAGAGAAAGAGGAAACGUUUCAGUCUCUUGUGGCUCAGACAUCUUUAACAGUAAGUUGUGGGACAUUGUGAUUGUGUUUGAGAGAACUUUCCUGUGUUUAUUAUCCGCAAACUUUCCUUUUCAGACAGAAGAUGAAAUUUCUGGAGUCAUCACCCCGUACUUCCAUGACCCGACGGUCUUCGAAAAGUUCAUAAUGUAUUGCUCGGAUCAGGCGCAUUCUUCCGUCGAAAAGGGCGCGAUGCUCUCUGCGGUUCGCCUCAGAAAACUAAAGGCAACUCGCGGGUUUCUGGGCAAUUAUGGCGUUUCUGCGGAGACCCUUCGCAAUGCGAUAAAGGUGAGAAAGAAAAAGGAAACAGUCCGAACGUAUUCGAAUGAAUUGCAGGAAGACAGAGCCCGCGGAUACAUUCCGUUCAUGUUCUUGGCCACCGUCGGAACCACUUGCUCUUGUGGAGUGGAUCAGGUCGAUGAGCUCGGUCCGAUCUGUGUGGAGGAAGGACUGUACUUGCACGUGGACGCCGCCUACGCAGGAACGUUUGCGCUUUGUGACGAGUUCAAGUACCUGAUACAUGGAAUGGAGCACGUCGACUCUUUCAAUUUCAAUCUUCACAAGGCGGGAAUGGUCAACUUUGACUGUUCUCCGAUGUUCUUCAAGAACGGAGUCAACGUCUCGCGAUUCUUCAACGUGGAUGCUGUUUAUUUGGCUCACGAGUAUCAGUCAACUGCGUCCGACUACCGAGUGAGACAUUUGAAAAGGUGGACGGAUAAUAUUUAACAGAGUGAGAGAAUUGCAGCACCUGCAAGUGGCACUCGGACGUCGAUUCAGAUCACUCAAGAUUUGGUUUGUGCUCAGAAAUAUGGGAGCGGAUAAGAUCAGAGACUAUUUGAGAAGAGUGAGAAACCGAACAAGAACCCUUGUCACUGUAUCCUUCGAUUUCAGACCGAACUUUUGGCUUCUGAAUUCUCGAAGCUGAUUCUAGAGGACGGAAGAUUCGAGCACUUUGUCCCUCAGCACUUGGGACUCACUUGCUUCCGUCUUAAGAAUGUAUACAAUCCCCUGCACAUUUUCUCUAGAGUACCUAGCGCUAUUUCAGUCCACGAACGCGGAUAACGAGAAGUUGUGCAAUGCGAUCAACGAGGACCGUCGCAUCCAUUUGGUGCCCUCCACCGUCCACGGAACCUACUUCCUCCGGAUGGUCGUUUGCAGCCAGCUCACCACUCUCGAUGAUGUCAUUCUCGCGCGUGACGUCAUCUACGAAAUCACCGAUCGUUCAUUCUAA
Molecule: messenger RNA, 1946 nt
Organism: Caenorhabditis sp. 36 PRJEB53466
Lineage: Eukaryota; Metazoa; Nematoda; Chromadorea; Rhabditida; Rhabditidae
Source: the annotation of a GenBank genome assembly